This is a messenger RNA of Acanthochromis polyacanthus (spiny chromis), 3751 nucleotides long. RefSeq names its product ectonucleotide pyrophosphatase/phosphodiesterase 1 (gene enpp1). The coding region runs from base 176 to 2578 and encodes 800 amino acids. NCBI's taxonomy places the organism in Eukaryota, Metazoa, Chordata, Actinopteri, Pomacentridae. The transcript has 23 exons. Gene Ontology annotation, molecular function: nucleic acid binding; dinucleotide phosphatase activity; metal ion binding. Gene Ontology annotation, biological process: regulation of bone mineralization; nucleoside triphosphate catabolic process; ATP metabolic process. Gene Ontology annotation, cellular component: cell surface. The record is from RefSeq and is a predicted model, not a curated record.
AAUGAGCCUCCCACUCUCAGGUCAAACACAUGUGGCUGCUGCUGCUGCUUUGCAAACAUAAGACGUCAAAAAGGCGGUACGAAAUUGGAGCACGGCAGAGGGUGAUAUCCUACUCGCAGCAUAUAUUCCUGCCCCUGCUGAAAAACACUGCCAGGAGGCUUUAGCGCUCAGCAGCAUGGAAGUAACCAAAGGAGACAACCGAUCGGCCGAACAGGCAGCGUCUUUAUUUGGGACACAAGAGCUGGAGAGUCAGAGGCGCCGUACUGGCCAUGGAAACAGAAGGAAGAGCCGCUUUAAGAUCAUUAUUGGGGUUCUGCUGCUGGGCUUAUUGGUGGUCAUCCUGGCUGUGGUGCUCUCUUUGAGAAAAAGCAAUAAUCGGAAAGAAAGGGUGCUCUGGCUACAGACGAUCUCUGAGGGAAUUGAACAGCCACAUUGUCCACCUGGUUUUUCCAGGCCUCCUUUGAUCCUAGUGUCUUUGGAUGGUUUCCGGGCAGAUUAUCUGAAGGAUCACAGCAGUCACUUGCCUAUCAUCAGCAAGUUGCGAAACAUCGGAACAACAGCACCAUAUAUCAGACCUGUUUAUCCCACAAAGACCUUCCCUAACCACUACAGCAUUGUUACAGGUCUUUAUCCUGAGUCUCACGGGAUUGUGGACAACAAGAUGUAUGAUGUGAGCCGAGAUGUUUUCUUCAGCUUGAAAACUGAUGAGAAAUUCAAUGCGAAAUGGUACCAAGGUGAACCAAUCUGGGUCACUGCUAUGCGUCAGAAACUGAAAACAGCUACUUUCUUCUGGCCAGGCUCUGAUGUAGCCAUCAAUGGCACCUACCCGAAUAUCCACAUGAAGUAUGAUAAGGAUAUUCCAUUUGAGAACAGAGUGUCAACAUUGCUUGAGUGGUUAAGUUUACCUCAAGGAGAAAGAGGCGACUUUUACACUUUGUACCUGGAUGAGCCUGACACAUCAGGGCAUCGUCACGGGCCAGGAAGUAGCCAGGUGAUUCAGGCCUUGGCAAAUGUGGACAAGAUUAUGGGCAUGCUGAUGGAUGGCCUGACAGAGAAAGACCUGCACCGCUGUGUCAAUAUAAUAAUCGUAUCUGACCAUGGCAUGGAGGAGGCUUCAUGUGAAAAGGCAGUGUUUGUGUCAAAUUACCAGGAACAUUCUUCUGACUUUACUGUGAUCCAAGGCCCAGCUGCUCGCAUUAGACCAACUCACCUCCCAGAGGAUUAUUUUUCAUUCAAUUAUGAGGGACUGGUAAAGAACCUGUCGUGCAGGAACCCUGACCAGCCAAUGAGGCCAUACCUCAAAGAAAACCUCCCCAAAAGGAUGCACUUUGCUAAUAACAUACGCAUAGAGAGGGGUCACCUUUACAUGAAAUCGGGCUGGCAGGCAGCACUUAACCGCAAGGAAAUCAAGUAUUGCUCUGGUGGAUUCCAUGGCUCAGAUAACAUCUUCACCAACAUGCAGGCAAUUUUCAUAGGUUAUGGACCAGGAUUUAAAGAAAACACUGUUGUGCCCCCGUUUGAAAACAUUGAAAUAUAUAACCUCAUGUGUGAUCUCCUUGAUAUUCGUCCUGCUCCGAACAAUGGGACUCAUGGCAGUCUAAACCACCUCCUAAAGACUCCCAUUCACAUGCCAGUUAACCCCGCGCAGCUCUCCCAUGACUCCCUGUGUGAGGCCACUGACCCUGUCCCCACUGACAACUUGCAGUGCACCUGUAAAUCCCAAACCACUGCAAUGGAAAAGGAUAUGAAUGGAAAUCUCAUGACAGCUGAUUCAGAUGCUAAGGCCAGCUUACGUCGACUCCACCAUCCUUUUGGCACCCCACGAGUUGUCCAGUCAGAUGCAGCCUUUUGUCUGCUUCACCACUCUGACUACCUCAAUGGAUACAGCAAAGACCGCCUCAUGCCCCUCUGGGUGUCCUAUACUAUCCAGCCUCUGACCAGAAUGCAACCCCUGAGCCCAGAGUUGGAGGUAUGUGUUCGUGCUGACAUACGCAUCCCACCAGCCGCCAGCCAGCUGUGUCUGCGCUACAGAGAUGACCCCACUCUGACCUAUGGCCUCCUGCAUCCCCCCAAUCUGAAUGCCAGUGGUCCAGAAACAGACUCUCUAAUUACGAGCAACAUGGCACCAAUGUUCCCUGCGUUUAAAGAUGUUUGGACCCAUUUCCACGAUGUCUUCCUUCCAAAAUAUGCACAACAGCUGAACGGAGUCAAUGUCAUGAGUGGACCAAUAUUUGAUGAAGACUUUGACGGAAAUGUUGAUCCACUCAAGAAAAUUUCUGGGAAUGAAGCUCCUAUCCCAACACAUUUCUUUGUCAUCCUGACAAGCUGUACGAACUUGACCUUCAACCCUGUUAAUUGUGAGGGUCCACUUCAAGCCAGGUCCUUCAUCCUGCCCCAUAGACCUGACCACACAGAGAGCUGUGCUAAUGGGUCGGACUUGACAUGGGUAGAGGAUUGGCUGCAGUUUCAUACCGCUCGAGUUCGAGACAUCGAGCUUCUGACAGGACUCAGCUUCUACCAUGACAGAAUAUCAGUGGAAGAGACGCUACAGCUCAAGACAUUUCUACAGACUGCUUAAAAUCAGAGACGUUGCCAAAUGAAGCUUUAAUUAUCAAAGACACCAUUUCUUUCUACAGGUGUGUUACAGGAAUUGCUUUAGCGGGUGCCUCACUUGUAAUAGUUUACUGUUCACAGACCAAAUUGACCCCAUUCAUCCCUUUUUGUAUAGUAUGUCUGAUUUCAAAUCAAAUUUGACUUUUCAAAGAAAAGUCAAGGGUAUUUUUUGACUGAGGCUCCUAGAUGAUAUCAGAUCUGGUGAAUGCCUCCAAAGUAUUUCCUCAGAUUAGAGAGUGGGUAGGCAGGAAUAAAAUAAAAGGGAAAAAAAUGAAUGUGAUGAUGAAAGGGAUCUAAGGAUUUGGAAACAUUUGUUUACUAAAUCUUGCCACACAUCUGAAGAGAUGGUAGUCUCUAUGUUCUUACCAAAUGUUGCCUUAUAAUUUUUAGGUUUUUCACCUGUGAUAUUUUUAGUAUUUUGUACAUUUUGGAGAUAAUUAUUUAGCUUUUGAGUGUGUGUCUGUGUACACGUACAGUAUACAACAGUGAUAAGUGUACUCCUGUGCAUUAUCACUUAAAUAUUAAAACUGUACCACCUUACAAUGAUUUCCCUAUAUUUAAAAGACAGGUCCCACAGUAGGGACUAUCAUUACAAAGAUUCAAAUCUUUUAUUUUGUCAAUACUUGCUAAAUCCCCCUUUAUUUUUGAUGGCAGAUUCAACCCUUCAUAACAUAAGGUAUACCAAUGUCAACAAAUUUCUGGAGAGAUUCUGUGCUCUCAAAUGUUUUUUAUUGGCUUUAAGUCAGGUGACAACCUUUGCCAGGUUACAGUUUUCACUUUUUGUAUAUUUUGGAGCAUUAUAUCAAUCAGUCAAAGUUUAUUUAUAUUGGCCUUUUCAACAAAGGGUGACCAAAGUGCCUCUAAGUAUUUAAAGCCAUUUUAAACAGGAAGGUUUGACUUAAGCUCUGACUUAAAAAGACCUAGGGUGGAGCUUGUUCCAGAGCCUGGGUUCAGCUACAGAGAAUGCCCGAUCACCCCAGUGUUUAUAUUUAGAUCUUGAUAUGUCAAGCAGCCGCUGAUCAGAUGACCUCAGAACUCUUUUUUUGGUCCUGUAAAAUUAAGAACUCAAAGAACUCAUAUAAAUAUGGUGGAGCAAGACCGUUUAGAGCUUUAAAAACAAAUAAAAGUUUAAUAACAA